This is a messenger RNA of Cricetulus griseus (Chinese hamster), 4594 nucleotides long. The record is from RefSeq and is a predicted model, not a curated record. Lineage: Eukaryota; Metazoa; Chordata; Mammalia; Rodentia; Cricetidae.
GCCCCUCCACCCCUGGAUAUUUGAAACUGACAUUUAGCUAUGAGAGGCAUUUAAUGCUAAAGGCAAAGCUGGACAAAGAGGCUGAGGAGUCCUACAGGAAGCCUGUUGAUUUUGAUGAGUUUGAGUACACCACAGACAGCUUGACCUCAACUUUUAAGGCCAGACAAAAGACCAAAGACACUGUCAAGAAGGCAAGCACACCAAAGAACAAGAAGUGGAUGAAACACCUGCGGGUGCCACAGAGGGACCUGGAGAGACUCCUACUCGCCAGGAUGGAGACUCGGAACCAUUUCCUGAAAAACCCGCGGUUUUUCCCGCCUAACACACCACACGGAGGCAAGUCUCUAAUCAUCUCUUCAAGGAUGCCGAUAAAAAGAGAGACAGAAGAAGUCCUGAAUGCAGAGACAGGAUGGAGCUGUGCGGAUACCCCUGUGUUUCUGGCUAAGCCGUCAAUUGGAUUUUUCACCAAUUAUGAGAUUGGACCAGUUUACGAGAUGGUAAUUGCUCUGCAGAACACCACUGCGACCAGCCGAUACCUGCGAGUCCUCCCACCAUCCACUCCAUACUUUGCUCUGGGGCUUGGAAUGUUCCCGGGGAAAGGUGGAAUGGUAGCUCCCGGGAUGACCUGCCAGUACGUUGUCCAGUUCAUUCCCGACUGUCUCGGGGACUUUGAUGAUUUCAUUUUGGUGGAGACCCAGUCUGCCCACACACUGGUGAUCCCCCUGCAGGCCCGGAGGCCACCCCCAGUGCUGACCUUGUCGCCUGUAUUGGACUGUGGCCACUGCCUAAUUGGAGGAGUGAAGCUAACCAGAUUCGUCUGCAAAAACGUGGGCUACAGCGUUGGCAAAUUCUGCAUCAUGCCCAAAAAGAGCUGGCCGCCGCCCAGUUUCCGGAUUGUUGGAAGCACCGGCUUUGUGGAGAAGCCUCCCUUUGGAAUCAUGCCUUCGGUGUUUGAGCUGGCCCCAGGGUUUGCCAUUCUGCUGGAGGUCUUGUUCCUCCCAACCAGCCUAGGAAAGGCAGAGGAGACCUUCAUCAUAGCGUGUGACAACUGUCAGAUAAAGGAGCUGGUUAUCACAGGAACUGGACAGUUGGUGGCUUUGGAUCUGAUCUAUAUUUCUGGUGGAAGAAAUGAACCAGAAGCAGGAGAGCUGAGAGAUUUAACAGCCCAGUACUUUAUCCGAUUUGAUCCUGAAAACCCCCACUCCACCGCAAGGAAACAGCUCAUUAUCAGAAAUGCUACGCACGUGGAUCUGGCCUUCCGCUGGCAGAUCAUGAAGCCCAACCUGCAGCCUCUGAUGCCUGGAGAGACGCACAGUGCAGACAGCAUCAAGUGCCACCCCGACAGGGAGUCGGCCUUCUCCAUCAUUCCCGAGAAGGGCGUCCUUGAGGGCCACUCGGACCACCAGUUCAUCCUGAGCUUUUCUCCCUAUGAGCUCAAGUGUUUCCACAGUGUACUACAAAUGGUUCUGGAAGCUGUCCCCGAGCCCUUGAGCUCAGGGAUGGAGAACCUGGGUGACUACUCCUACUCAGUGGAUGAUGUGAUCGUCCUGGAAAUAGAGGUGAAAGGCUCGGUGGAGCCCUUCCAGGUUCUUUUAGAACCCUACGCCCUCAUCAUCCCUGGCGAGAGUUACAUUGGCAUCACUGUGAAGAAAGAUUUUAAAAUGUGGAAUAACAGCAAGUCACCCAUCAAAUACCUGUGGGGCAAGAUCAGCGAAAGCCACAUCAUUGAGGUGGAGCCCUGCUCGGGCUUGAUAGAGCCAAACGAGGUCGGCGAUUUCGAAUUAAACUUAACUGGUGGAGCCCCCGGGCCAAUCAGCCAGGACCUCAAGUGUGAAGUCAAAUAUUCGCCCUGCUCCGUGGUGCUUCACAUUGAAGCUGCCUUCAAGGGACCUGCCGUGGUCAUUGAUGUCCCCGCCCUUCAGUUCGGUCUGCUCCGCCUGGGCCAGAAGUCUUCAUGCUCCGUCCAGAUCCGCAAUGUCAGCCAGCUCUCCGCCGUGUGGCGUUUGAAGGAGAGCCCAGUAUGCCUGAAGGAGAGAAAUGAGGAUGUGUCCCCCUUUGACAUUGAGCCUUUGAGCGGCCAGCUUCUCCCUCUGGGGGAGUGCAAAGUGAACGUCACCUUAGAGGCCUCGCACUGCCAGAGUCUGCAAACGGUCCUGGAGCUAGAGGUGGAAAACGGGGCCUGGAGUUACCUCCCUGUGUAUGCAGAGGUUCAGCAGCCUUAUGUGUACCUGAAAAGCAGCCACGUGGAGCUCAGCAACCUGUACCUGGGUGUGCCCACAAAGUCAACUGUCGUGCUGGUCAACGGCACACUCCUGCCCACCCGGUUCCACUGGGGCAAGCUCCUGGGGGCUCAAGCAGCCUUGUGCAGAGUGACAAUCUCUCCAAGACGUGGCCUACUGGGUCCCAGUGAGGAGCGCCAGCUCAACUUGCAGUUUACAGCCAACACACGGGAGAAGCUGACCGAUUUGGCCCUCCCUUGUCAUGUGUCUGGCAUGGAGAAGCCACUGGCCCUGGGCAUCUCUGGGAACCCUCUGGGGCUGCGAGUGACUGUUACCGUCUCCAUAGAGGACUCUGAUGGAAGUGCACAGUUCUCAGACCACCCGGAGAAGCUCAGAUUGGACUUCGGCUCCAAAGUGCCACUGAGGACCCGUGUGACUCGCCAACUCAUCCUGACAAAUUGCUCCCCGAUACAGACACCUUUUACCCUCAAGUUUGAGUACUUUGGGAGCUCCCAGGAGAGCCUGAACAGAAAGACCAGCCUCCCUGACCUGCCCCCAGCCCUGCUAAAGACAGCGCGCAUCCAAGAGCAGCUGGCCAAGAGAGAAAAGAUGGACUUUAUGGAGAACAUCCUAUCACACAGGAAAGGAGCAGCUUUCUUCCCCCACAUCUCUCAGGGCAUGCUGGGAGCCCACCAGCAGCUGAAUAUCAACAUCACAGGCUGUGCCAACAUGUGGGGCGAGUACUGGGAUGACCUCCUUUGCACGGUGGGGGACCUGCCAGUAACGGUCAUCCCAGUGUACAUGGCUGUGGUGGGCUGCCCCAUCAGCUCCCUGAGGAACACAUGCUACAGUGUGGCCCCAUUCCUGAAGGAACCUACCAUCAGGUUUGGGACCCAGAUCUCUGGAGGAGACACAGUCAACAGAACUCUCCGUCUGUAUAACUCCAGUCCCUGUGACAUCCGCCUAGACUGGGAGACCUACGUCCCAGAAGAAAAGGAAGACCGGCUGCUGGAGCUGCUCGUGUUCUACGGGCCACCCUUCCCCCUGCGGGACCAAGAUGGGAAUGAGCUCUUGUGCCCAGAGACCUCUGAGGCCAGCUCACCAUGGUGCCCAAGUCCCUCCAACAUGUCGGUGUCCAGCCAUGCGGUCCCCUCAUCGGUGAGCAGGAGUACAGGCGGCGAAACCAGGGCUGAAGAGCAGAUCAUCUCGGUCAUCCUGCAGGGGCACGAGGGGCUGCCCUCCGACAGCAUGUACCGGGUCAGCCCCAAGCAGGUGGUCAUCCCAGCUGGAGGUAACAGGGUCAUGCAUAUCUUCUUCACACCCAUGGCGCUCGACCUUGACAUUCGGCACAAGGUGGAGUGUGCUGCCUAUGCCCUGGGCUUCAUGAGCUUGGAUAAAGAGACAGACAGAGAAAUCCCGGGUCGGAUGCGCCGCCUUCAUGAGUUUGCCGUGGGCCCCCUGAGACUAGAUCUGAAUGGCUACGUGAGGCUUGCACAGCUGACCAUCGAGCUGGACAGCAAUGGCUACUUGGAAUUCCAGUGCCACGCCAGCGACCUCAUCCCGAAAAAUCCCUGCUGUGGGGUGCUGAGUGACCGGCUUAUCACCCGCCAAAUGAAACUGAUCAACACCACGGAAAUCCUGCAAUACUUCCGGGUCCUGGUCUCCAGGCCCUUCUUGGUUUCUCAAGGUGGGACCAGCUGUGACAACAUAGCUUGUCAUGACCAUCAACAAUGCGAAGAGGAGAUAGCAUCCUCAGGCCAGCAGCUGUUACUCCGCCCACAGGAGAACAUGCUGGUGGCCGUGUCCUUCUCACUCUCCCUGGAACUGCUGUCCUACCAGAAGCUCCCAGCUGAUCAGAUGCUACCUGGAGUGGACAUUCGGCAGAGUGAGCACGGACUGAAACAGAUGGAGUUCACACAGAAUUUGCGUCUGUGCUUCACCAACCAGACCGUUCAGGAGGUGCCCCUGAGGGCUGUUGUGGCCCUACCAUCGCUGCAGCUGUCCACCAGCUGGGUGGACUUCGGGACCUGCUUUGUGAACCAGCAGCACAGCCGGGAGGUCUACCUGGUAAACCGCAGUAACUGCCUGAGCUACUGGACAGUGCUAAUGGGACAGGAGGAACCAGUCACCGAGGAUAAUGCCUUUGGGGUCUCCCCAAGUAGUGGGCUUCUGGAGGCCCGACCUACCAAUUCACCCCCACCUUCCAUUCCCCUUCAGGUGUUCUUCAACCCUAGGAGCAGCCUGCUGUACGAGUCCACGAUGGUGGUGGAAGGUGUGCUGAGUGAGAAGCCUUGCACCCUAAGGCUGCGGGGCCGAGGCUCUUAUGACGAAAGAUACGUGAUACCCAACCAGCUCUGAGCUCUGCCGUCCUCAGC